AUGCUUGGAAGUAGUAGUAGCACGAAUACAAAUGAGGCCGAAAAGACAGUAAUAGAAGAGCAUGAUGCUACAGAAAAUGAGCCACUCUCUUCUGAGGUCAUUCAGCAGCAUUAUCAUCAGUUCCCAUUGCCACCACUUCAACAUCAAUUCAUGCCAUACGAAGGCUCUGAAGCAGACUGGGUGGACUCCUCAUCCUCCGUGCGUUCCGACAUGCCUCAUCGCUAUCUAUAUAAUCAGCAUCGUCUACAGCCACAACAACAGCAACCACCUACAGCUGAUAUCGAUCUACUUAACAAUUUACAUGACGAUAUUCAUAAUUCUGGCCGGUACCUCCGUUGUGCGCCUUCCACUGAAUCACUGGUAGCACUCCUAGAAUCCAAACGAUUGAAAGCACCCAGAGGUGUUACAGCCACACCGACCCCUUCAAUUCCCGGCAGUGGUCUUCAGUCUCCUACUGCAUUUCUAUCCAGCAAUGAUCUAUCAGCAGAGACAUUGGUCAAUCAGCAACAGCAGCAGCAGCAUAUGCCUUACCCUGCUUGGACAGACAUUGUUGAUCUGCCUUCUUACCAGAAUAUUCAAGAUAUCUUUAUCGAUCUCAAAAAUGCAUUUGGAUUCCAAUACGACAGCAUGCUGAAUAUGCUGGACCACUUCAUGGUCAUGUUGGAUUCGCGUGCCUCUCGCAUGACACCCGCCAUGGCCCUAUUGACACUACAUGCUGACUAUAUCGGUGGGCCCAAUGCUAACUAUCGAAAGUGGUACUUUGCAGCACAACUCAACCUCGAUGAUGCGGUGGGCGACAAGAAUGCAGCCAUCAACGUAGCCGAAGACGAUGCACAGCCACAACCACACACGCUCACUGAAGCAGAAGAGGAUUGGCGAUGUAAAAUGGAAAACAUGACAGACAAUGAGCGCGUGCGACAAUUGGCACUUUGGCUGAUGAUCUGGGGCGAAGCAUCUGUGAUACGUUUCUGCCCUGAAGUGCUGUGCUUUAUCUUUAAAUUAGCAGACGAUGCUUGCAAAGAUCGCUUGUCUCUUAUUCACCAACAGCAGACAAUACCAGCAGAAGGAGAUUAUCUAGAUAACAUCAUCACACCGCUCUAUGAUUUUGUUAAGGAUCAAGUGUAUCGCAAAGACAAGCACUCGAAUUUUGUGAGAAGAGACCGCGACCAUGACGGUGUCGUUGGCUACGACGACGUGAAUCAGUUCUUUUGGUACCCUGAAACCAUCUCCAAGCUGCAAUUACAAGACAAAACAAAGCUGGUGUCCAUUGCUGCUCAUCAAAGAUACGAUUCACUACAGCAUGUCAAUUGGAAAAAGGCGUUUCAAAAAACCUUCAAGGAAAAGAGAUCCUGGAUGCACCUGGCGGUCAAUUUUACAAGAAUCUGGAUCAUUCACAUUGUGUCUUUUUGGUACUUCAUUGCUGCCAACUCGGAUAUUCUCUAUCUCAAUCACAACAAGAAGAUCUCAGAAAAGGAGACAGCGGUCAAAGUCUCCAUGGCUGCUCUGGGUGGCGCGGUAGCCACUCUUCUGGUGAUGCUGGGUAGCUUUGUGGAGUACAUGUAUGUGCCUUUGAACUUCCAGAAAGCAGGCAUCUUGUCUCGGCGUCUGUUUCUGUUGUUCUGCGUGCUAAUUAUCAAUGCUGGGCCCUCUGUGUACUGUAUCAAGAUCAAUCGAACCGGAAAGCUAUCGAUGGGCGUGGCACUGCUUCAGCUGUUUGUCAGCAUGGUGACAAGCAUCUUCUUUGCGGUCGUUCCUCAAUCAAGGCUUUUUGUGCGCAAGACCAGGUCCGAGCAGAGCAAGAAGACACCUGCCAAUCAGACGUUCACUGCCAGUUUUCCACAUCUGAAGAAGGCAGAUCGAUUGAUCUCUAUUGGUCUGUGGUCCUGCGUAUUUGGCUGUAAGCUGCUGGAAUCCUACUUUUUCAUUGCUCUGUCUUUCAAAGAUCCUCUAAAGGCUAUCGCCAAUAUGGAGGUGCUGCACUGCAAAGAUGCUAUUACAGGCUCCAUCUUGUGCCGCUACAUGCCGUCUGUCUCGUUGGUGCUGAUGCUUUUGAUGGAACUGGUACUCUUUUUCCUGGAUACUUACCUAUGGUACGUCAUUUGGAACACGCUCUUCUCGGUGGCUAGAUCAUUCUAUCUGGGUAUUUCCAUCUGGAGUCCCUGGAGAAACACCUUCAUUCGACUUCCCAAGCGCAUCUAUGCAAAGAUUCUAGCAGCAUCGGCAUUGGACUUUCAGCUGCAGCCCAAGAUUCUGUGCUCUCAAGUGUGGAAUGCCUUGGUAGUGUCCAUGUAUCGCGAGCACUUACUAUCAGCAGAUCAUGUAUCAAAACUACUUUAUAGACAGAUUCCUGGUGUAGGAAAUACAAAAACCACACUCAAAGCACCCACCUUCUUUGUAUCUCAAGAGGACGUAGCCUUCAAGACAGAAUACUACCCACAAAAGAGUGAAGCAGGACGCAGAAUGCAGUUUUUUGCUCAGAGUCUGACUACACCGAUGCCUGAAUCGCUGCCAGUGCCCAACAUGCCAACAUUCACCGUCAUGACACCUCACUAUGGCGAAAAGAUCAUCUUAUCUUUACGCGAAAUCAUUAGAGAGGAAGACAAGAACGCCAGAAUCACCUUGUUAGAAUACCUUAAGCAAUUGCAUCCAUUUGAAUGGGAGAACUUUGUCAAGGACACUAAAGUAUUGGCUGAUGAAGAAGGCCAGGAACUAGACGACAACGGAUCUCUCUCUGGAAAAUCAAAGACCAGCACCAUUGCAGCAGCAACAACAACAGAUGAAAAGACAGAGAAACAGCACAAGAUUGACGACCUGCCAUUUUAUUGCGUUGGCUUCAAAUCAGCAGCACCUGAAUACACUUUACGCACUCGUAUCUGGGCAUCGCUUCGAUCACAAACCUUGUUUCGCACUAUUACUGGGUUUAUGAACUAUCAGAAAGCCAUCAAAUUGCUUUACCGAGUGGAGACACCCGAGUUGAGCUCCAUACAAGGUGGAACCAUGUCGCCGCAUACCACCAGUGACAGUGCCGCAGAUGCUGAACUGGAGCAAAUGGCCAGGCGCAAAUUCCGUUUCGUGGUUGCUAUGCAACGGUACACUUCCUUCAAUGCUGAGGAAAAAGAGAGUAUAGAAUACAUUCUCAAGGCCUACCCUGACCUUCAAAUCGCGUACCUAGAACAAGAAAAGGUGGAGGGACAAGAACCAAGCUACUACUCUGUGCUGAUUGACGGUCAUUGCGAUGCGAAGCCUGAUGGCAACCGCGCUCCCAAGUUCCGUGUUCGUCUCCCUGGUAACCCUAUUCUCGGUGAUGGUAAAUCUGACAACCAGAAUACAGCUCUGAUCUACUAUCGUGGUGAAUAUCUGCAACUGAUUGAUGCAAAUCAGGACAACUAUCUAGAGGAAUGUCUCAAGAUCCGCAAUGUGCUUGGUGAAUUUGAAGAGAUGCAGGCGAGAGAACACCAAUCUCCCUAUGCAAACGAGAAGAUGGGCAAAAGCCCGGUGGCUAUCGUAGGUGCUCGUGAAUACAUCUUUUCUGAGAAUGUGGGUGUGCUGGGCGACAUUGCUGCUGGUAAGGAGCAAACAUUUGGUACAUUGACACAGCGGAUCAUGGCUACAAUUGGUGGCAGGCUGCAUUACGGUCACCCUGAUUUCUUGAACGCUAUUUUUAUGACUACACGAGGCGGUGUGUCCAAAGCACAAAAGGGACUUCAUCUGAACGAAGAUAUCUAUGCUGGUAUGAACGCGUUUGAACGAGGUGGUCGCAUCAAACAUGUCGAGUACUUUCAAUGCGGUAAAGGGCGUGAUCUUGGCUUUGGGUCUGUGCUCAAUUUCGUGACAAAGAUUGGUACGGGUAUGGGUGAACAGAUGCUUUCCCGAGAAUACUAUUACUUGGGCACGCAAUUGCCGCUGGAUCGAUUCCUCACCUUUUUCUAUGCUCAUCCUGGCUUCCACAUCAAUAACAUCUUCAUUAUGCUUUCUGUUCACAUGUUUAUGUUUGUGCUGUUGUUUGUUGGCGCUACCAGUGUUCCCUUGACCAUCUGUGAAUUUGACAUCAAUGCUGGACCCGAUGCUGCUCUCAAGCCAGAUGGAUGCUACAACAUGGUGCCCAUCUUUGAAUGGCUUAAGCGUGUUGUCAUUUCAAUCUUUGCCAUUAUCUUUGUUGCUUUUCUGCCUCUGUUCUUACAAGAGCUCACUGAACGCGGGUUCUUUCGUGCGGUGAGUCGACUCUGCAAGCACAUGCUCUCCUUUUCUCCUCUAUUCGAGAUUUUUGUCACUCAAACAUACGCUAAUUCCAUCUUGAACAAUCUCUCAUUCGGUGGUGCUCGCUAUAUUGGUACGGGUCGAGGUUUUGCAACUGCUCGGUUACCGUUCUCAGUGCUGUAUUCUAGGUUUGCAGAUACAAGCAUGUACUCAGGUGCAAGACUAGCACUCAUUCUGCUCUUUGGCUCACUGGUGCUGUGGAUUCCUCAUUUGGCCUACUUUUGGUUCACCGUAUUGGCGCUGGUGCUGUCUCCAUUCCUGUUCAAUCCUCACCAAUUUGCAUUGACCGACUUCUUGGUGGAUUAUCGUGAAUACAUUCGUUGGCUGUCGAGAGGCAAUGGCGCUACUCACCUCAACUCGUGGAUCGAAUUCUGUCGUUUUACACGUAUGCGGACAACAGGCGUCAAGAAGAAGCAACUGGACCCUCAGAAGCCCGUGCAACAGCAAUCUCGAGCUCGAUUCACCGUAAUACUGUUUUCAGAAAUCAUCUUGCCGCUGAUCCUUGCUAUUCUGAGCGUUACAGCCUACCUCUUUAUCCGAAGUUUUGAUCCCAACGACAGCAGCAAACCAUACAAAGGUCCCAGCGCGCUUUUGCGUGUGGGUAUCAUCGCCAUGGGUCCCAUCUUACUAAACGCGGGCGCUUUGCUUAUGCUGUUUGCUGUGUCUCUUUUCGGUGGAUGUUUAGCUAGUCUAUGUUGUGGAGUCAAAUUUGGUGCUACCAUUGCAGCUGUUGCGCACGGAUGGGCUGUAUUCAACUUGAUCCUCUUUUUUGAGAUACUCUACUUUUUAGAGAACUGGAACUUUGUGCAUGUCAUUCUAGGCAUGAUUGCAGUGGGAUCUGUUCAACGGCUCAUCUUCAAGUUGAUGACAGUACUCUUAUUGACACGAGAGUUCCAUGGUGAUCAAAGCAAUCAAGGAUGGUGGACAGGCCGUUGGUACGGCCGAGGUCUUGGAUGGCACGUAUUCACGCAACCGCUGCGAGAAUUUGUAUGUAAAACUAUAGAAAUGAGUCUGUUUGCCACAGACUUCAUCAUGGGCCACUUUAUACUGUUUCUUUUGUUUGUCAUUUGCUUGAUCCCAGGUAUCGACAAAUGGCAUUCCUUGAUGCUAUUUUGGCUACGACCCAAAGAGCAAAUUCAACAGCACAUUUACUCCACCAGCCAACGAUCAAGACGACGCCGCAUUGCAGUGUUCUAUGGCUUCUUACUGCUUUUGCUUUUCUUUGCAUUUGCAGGAUUGUUAGUUGCACCUGCCAUCAUUGGCCCCAAAUUGAAAUUCAAAAUCUCACUACCCAUUUAA
Mucor velutinosus is the source of this 5556-nucleotide messenger RNA. RefSeq lists its product as uncharacterized. The transcript is spliced from 5 exons. NCBI's taxonomy places the organism in Eukaryota, Fungi, Mucoromycota, Mucoromycetes, Mucorales, Mucoraceae. Gene Ontology annotation, cellular component: plasma membrane; 1,3-beta-D-glucan synthase complex. The record is from RefSeq and is a predicted model, not a curated record. Gene Ontology annotation, biological process: fungal-type cell wall polysaccharide biosynthetic process; (1->3)-beta-D-glucan biosynthetic process. Gene Ontology annotation, molecular function: 1,3-beta-D-glucan synthase activity. The coding region runs from base 1 to 5556 and encodes 1851 amino acids.